Molecule: messenger RNA, 921 nt
Organism: Penicillium taxi
Lineage: Eukaryota; Fungi; Ascomycota; Eurotiomycetes; Eurotiales; Aspergillaceae
Product: HMG-box domain-containing protein
Exons: 3
Coding region: 1-921 (306 amino acids)
Source: RefSeq, a predicted model, not a curated record
AUGUUUCUCCAGCGAGUUACCGGUUCGGGGGUUCUCCGACAAUUUCAUGUCAACAAUGUUUUCGCUGGUCCUACUCGCGUGAUGGGUGUGCAAAAUCAACUCCGUCAACUAUUUCUCUCAGCGCGACCUGUCGCAAAAAUCCCAUUAAAUGGAUCGCGUAUUGUCGCUCUUCAACACAGUCAUUCGUAUCGAACGAAGGCCGAGACCAGCGAAGACAAGCCUAAGAAGGCUCCCAAUAAGAAGGCCGCCGCCAAGAAGCCAACAAAGCCAUUGGUCAAGAAGCCAUUGACUGAAAAGCAAAAAGAGAAGCAAAAGGAGACCAAGAAGAAGCAAAAGGCUCGAGCAGAACUAGCCGAGCUUAAAAAGACUGCGUUGGAGCCGCCAACCAAGCUGCCAAAGACUACCUGGCGAGUUGCUUUCCGGGAAAUGUUCCCCCAAUCCAAGGGCGAAACCAACUCUGAAAAUUUUGCUCUCACCAUUGCCGCUGUCAAAAACCUUAGUGAUGCAGAGUUAGAGCCCUUCCGAGAACAAGCCGAGAAAAACAGGGCGACCAACGAGUCUGAGCUAUCCUCCUGGCUGAAGACUUUCACUCCCAAGCAGAUCCUAGAUGCUAACAAAGCUCGACUUGCCCUUACUCGCCUGACAGGCAAAAGGUGGCCGGCUCUUAGCGAUGACCGACUGGUGAAGAACGUGCGGCCCUCAUACUUCCUCUUUAUGCAAGAUCACGCGAACGAAUACCCUGGACAACCCGUGACUCAAGUCACUACUUUACUUAGUCAAGUAUGGAAGGGUUUGUCUGACGCAGAGAAAGAGCCAUACAUCCAAAAGGCAAAUGAAGAUAAAGCUCGAUACAUUCGCGAGUACAAGGAGGUGUAUGGCGUGGACGCUCCGGUUGUCGAACGCAGCAAAUCCAGCGCUUAA